CUUCAUAUGUUUCGGAGGGUAUAAUGCAACAAAUUACUAGCACCUUUAUAACACAUAUUUACUCGAUGCGUUAUAAAGGAAACUUUUACUUAAUUGUUUGAAGCCCAGUUUUCUAAAUGCCUCAGUCUGUUUAUUUGCCGCGCAUGCGCUGUUGGAAGCCGAUGCUGUGUGUAGAAAAAUCAUGGCGGAGGCGAUGCAGACCGACAGUUUUCCUGUCUUACCUUCGGGACUGGCGGAGGUAGAUAAAAUGAUCCGGGAGCGAGGCGACCUGUUUUCUGACACCCAGUGUAAAGUCUGCAGCGCCGUCCUGAUUUCUCAGUCUCAGAAGUUGACUCAUUAUCAGAGUAAGAAACAUGCCAACAAGGUUCGGCGUUUCCUUUCCCUGGAAAAUGAGAAUGCCGAUCCGGUCAAGAAGCCCAAAACCUCCGACAACGAUUGCAAUAACGGAGACACGGACCGGCUGAAGGCGUGCCACCUGUGCAACAUGACCUUCACAUCUCCGGUUAUGGCCGAGUCUCACUAUCAGGGCAAAUUUCAUGCCAAGAGGCUGAAAAUGAAAGCUGUUGAAUCCCAGACUCCAGAAGCCUCUCAGUCUUCACAGCCGGUGGAGAAACCCGCCGACAAUUCAGCCGGCGGUUCUGAGACCGACAACAACAACAACCCAGAUCGCUUCUGCUCCACCUGCAAGGCGUCGUUCAACAACCCGCUCAUGGCCCAGCAGCACUACGCCGGCAAGAAGCAUAAAAAGCACAUGACCAGGCUAAAGCUGAUGGAGACGUACGGCCCCUCCACCGCACCAGCGUCGACACUAAACGGUUACCCCUGCACCGUCUGCAGCAUCGUGCUCAACUCCGUGGAACAGUACCAGUCUCACAUCAGCGGCGCCAGGCAUAAGAACCAAAUGAAGAAAGUUGGUCAGAAGUCUGGAGACGACCAACCUUCAGCUGUGGAGUCAAACCAGUUCACUGGAGGAGAAAACCAGUACUCCGGGGUCGACGGCCGGCGCGCGCCCGCAGACGACCAGUACCCCCCCGGAGACGACCAUUACGUUGCCCCUGACGACCAGUACGAGGGCGGAGACGGCCAGUUCGGGAACCACCAGUACACCCCGGAGUUCUCUGCGUUUUCGGACCAGUUCCAGUACACUUGAGGCCGGACUGGGAUUAAACUCUCCAAACAGCCCCCCCUUUAACGAACCAUCACUCCCAGUCCCUCCCAUUAAACUUUAGCUCCAGUAAACCAGUCUGGACUGUGACCCCCAUGUGCCCUCCACCAUUUCCUGUUUGUUUUUCUGAUGUGUGAUUUCUGGCGGGCCUGCAGAGCGGCGGCGCCGAGACGCUGCAGUCCUUCUCCCUGUUUUCUCUCAGAGUUCGGACAGUACCAUGAUUUUAGCUGCAGCGACGGAAACAGAAAGAAGCGCCGCGUUUUAAACGGUUGUUCACAUGUUCUUGAGGCGGGGUUUUGUUGUUUGCUCAUCAGCAGUCAGUAUCUUCACUUUGAAGCAAAGUUUCCUUUUCAGGCUGAUUUGUUGGGGACCGUGAGACCAAGUCUCAGGAUUUUUAACAUGUUUGCUAAUUUUAUGGUUUUGACAAGAAAAUCCAGUUCAGUUCAAACAUCCUGUAUUAUUCCCAGAGGGAAAUUAAACGUGUUGACUCCCAUCACUCAGUGGCUGUAGAUGUCGAUGGCUGCGGCUGUAGCAGUCUGUUCAACAGCGGCUCUGUAGAGGCCUCUGACUGAAGACGCUGUCUCAAACA
Molecule: messenger RNA, 1754 nt
Organism: Xiphophorus couchianus (Monterrey platyfish)
Lineage: Eukaryota; Metazoa; Chordata; Actinopteri; Cyprinodontiformes; Poeciliidae
Gene: znf346
Product: zinc finger protein 346
Exons: 7
Coding region: 182-1150 (322 amino acids)
Molecular function (GO): nucleic acid binding; zinc ion binding
Source: RefSeq, a predicted model, not a curated record